Messenger RNA from Epinephelus lanceolatus (giant grouper), 2690 nucleotides. Lineage: Eukaryota; Metazoa; Chordata; Actinopteri; Perciformes; Serranidae. The record is from RefSeq and is a predicted model, not a curated record.
GCUCACAAGCAUUUAAUGCUAACUGUUGUUGUAGUCUUACUGCUUGUACAAAGACAUUAAAUACAUUUUCAUACAUGUGCAGCGGUGAUGCUGGCAGUCGGGGAUGUGAGUUUAAGCUAACGUGGUGAUUUGAAGCCACCAUGAAUGAGGUAAUGCUGUCAUUGUUUGCCAAACCUGAACAUCACCACUCUCCGAAAAUGACACCCAGAAAACGUCAGAAGAAAACACAGUGUGAGGAGCUCUUCAGCUGCACUGAAUGCAGCAAGAGUUUUCAGAGCGUAUACGGCAGAGAUCGCCAUCUGAGAGAGAAACAUGACAAACCACCACUUCACAAGUGCUGCGACUGUGGAUGGACAUUUAAAGUCAGCCGGAGCUUGAUGGUCCAUCAGCGGAUCUACCAUCCAGCACCUGCAGUGGCAGUGGAGCCUGGAGAAGAGCCAAGUGCUCCAAAGUCUUACAUGUGUUCAACAUGUGGAAGGCAGUUUCCUACAAGCGCUGCCCUUAAAAGACACCUUAUUAUCCACUCAGGGAAGAAACCGUACAAGUGCACUUUGUGUGGACGAGGUUUCACACAGAUUGGAAACCUCAAAACGCACCAGAAGGUUCAUAAAGGGAAAUUCACAAAUGUGGCGGCAUUAGAGGAAAGUUUCCCUCCACCUGAAAAGACUCAGUCAUCAGUGGAAAUCUGCCUCUGUCAUUUGUGUUGGACACAAUUUUCAGAAAAACAACUUUUAGAAGAACACUUAAAACAAUUUCACCAAUCAAAUAAUCCGUUUUCCUGCACACAGUGCGGCAAAAGAUUUACUCAUAUCCACAAAUUAAAAUAACAUGAAGCUGUUCAUGAGGGUCUGAAGCCCCACCAGUGCUCACUGUGUGAUAGAGGUUUCCUGAGCUUGAAGGGACUCGAGAACCACAUGCGAGAUCACACCGGAGAGAAACCUUUUCCGUGCACUGUGUGUGGAAAAAGGUUCAAGCAGGAAUCUACUCUGAGAGCACAUUAUGUGACGCACUCUGGAGAGAGGCCUCACCUCUGCUCCAUCUGCGGGAAACUUUACGCGAGGACUGAAGAGCUCAAAGUUCACCUCAGAGUUCACACAGGAGAGAAGCCGUACCAGUGUGACGAAUGCUGAAAGAGUUUCUACUACAGGCAAGGCUUCAACAACCAUAAGAAGACUCACAGUGCCAAACUCAUCGGUCCAACCAGGCAGCUGGGCAGACCCAGACAGCAGGGAGGUACCAGGAAGUCAAGGAAGAUCUCAGUGAGAUCUCCGCCUGAUUCAGACGGAGAGGACCUGACCUGGGAGCCUGCUGACCUUGGUAGGAAACAGACCCCAGCAUCACCUUGGCAACCAAGAAAAUCAUGCUGCAGAGAACCACAGCCAGACAUCCACGUGGAGCUUUGGUCAUCAUACAGCAUUCAACCUGUGGGACCAAAACCCAAAUUCAUCUCACUGGAGCGCAGCAGACAGCCACCAGGCUUAUGGUGCCCCAGCAGGAGCAAGUAUUAAUUUCAUUGCCCUGCACAGGGGCACAGCGGGGCAGGAGCACUUUAAGCAGAGCCGUCCAGUGGAACAGCCCUCCUGGCCUUCUGGGACCUCCUCUGUAUCGCCACCCUCUGAGCUCGGCCUCACCACACCCCUCCCACAUAACAUCACAUCGAAGAAAAUGCACCUGAGCAACACGGGUGCAGGGCUAAAUCACCAUGAAGAACACAGACCUGAAACACAGGAGCAGGAUCACAGCACAGCACCUACAGAAGAAACUUUAAUACCACCAGAACCUGAACAUGACAGCUCCCAUGAACAGCCUCAGGGAAAUCCAUCUGAGGGGCCUCGCAGACUCAAGAAGAACUAUGACUGUCCGACCUGUGGCAGAGUCUUCUCUCACAACACCGCUCUGCAGCGACACCUUGUGAUUCACGUGGGGAAAAGACCUUUCAAGUGCUUCAUCUGUGGGAGAGGAUUCACCCAGAGCGGAAACCUCAAAACACACAUGAAAGUGCACAGAGGAGAGUUACCAAAUUGGACAUUAGUUCGAGAGAGUCCCCCGAAUAAAUCUCAUGUGACAGUUCAUGUGUGUGGAGAAUGUGGCAUGGACUUCCCUCAGAAGCAACAACUGGAGGAACACCGCCAGAGUCACAAAAAGCCUCACGCCUGCCCUGACUGUGGCAAGACCUUCAAAACGGAAUACUAUUUCAAAAUACAUAAGCGCAUUCACUCAGGAGAGUCACCUUUCCUCUGUACAGAGUGUGGUAAGAGUUGUGUCACAGCAGAUUCGCUUAAAAAACACGAGUUGACUCACACUGGAGAAAGGAAUUUCCACUGUGAUCAGUGUGGGAAGGCGUUUUCACAAUCCUCCCACCUCAAGGUGCACCUCAAGACUCACACCGGAGAGCGACCUCACCUCUGCUCAAUCUGUGGUAAAAGUUACUCCAAAUCGUGCGAUCUGAAAGUUCACCUGCGAGUUCACACCGGAGAGAAACCGUAUACUUGUGACAAAUGUGGCAAGUGCUUCUGUUACUCUCAAGGUUAUCAAGCGCAUCUGAAGAUUCAUGACAAGAAGCCAAAGCCUCAAACAAAACCGCUGGGGAGACCAAAACAACAGCUGUCAGUGGCACAUAAUCAAUAAUGUCACCUGGGAGUGUACAAUAGUCUGAGAGGAUAUAAAGAGGAAAAGUUAAAACAUAAAAA